AGCGCGUUCUGUAUAAAUAGUCGGACCUUUUGUUUUGAGCCGUUAGGUUGCUUCCGUGACAAGACGACAAAGACGCACGCAUUUCGCACUCUUCCAGAAAGAACAUUUGUUUCGUAAAGAUGCAGAUUUUUGUGAAGACGCUGACUGGCAAGACCAUCACCCUCGAGGUUGAGCCCAGCGACACCAUUGAGAAUGUGAAAGCUAAAAUCCAAGAUAAGGAAGGCAUUCCUCCUGACCAACAGCGUCUGAUCUUCGCUGGCAAGCAGCUGGAAGAUGGACGCACACUGUCCGACUACAACAUCCAGAAGGAAUCCACCCUCCAUCUUGUCCUGCGUCUGAGAGGUGGUAUGCAGAUUUUCGUCAAGACACUUACUGGCAAGACCAUCACCCUCGAGGUGGAACCAAGCGACACCAUUGAGAACGUGAAGGCCAAGAUCCAGGACAAGGAAGGCAUUCCUCCUGAUCAGCAGCGUCUGAUCUUUGCUGGAAAGCAGCUGGAAGAUGGGCGCACACUGUCUGACUACAACAUCCAGAAGGAGUCCACCCUCCACCUGGUGCUCCGUCUGAGAGGUGGUAUGCAGAUCUUUGUGAAGACCUUGACUGGUAAAACCAUCACCCUCGAGGUUGAGCCCAGUGACACCAUUGAGAAUGUCAAAGCUAAAAUCCAGGACAAGGAAGGCAUUCCUCCUGAUCAGCAGCGUCUGAUCUUUGCUGGAAAGCAGCUGGAAGAUGGGCGCACACUGUCUGACUACAACAUCCAGAAGGAGUCCACCCUCCACUUGGUGCUCCGUCUGAGAGGUGGUAUGCAAAUCUUUGUGAAGACGCUGACUGGCAAGACCAUCACCCUCGAGGUUGAGCCCAGCGACACCAUUGAGAAUGUCAAAGCUAAAAUCCAAGACAAGGAAGGCAUUCCUCCUGACCAGCAGCGUCUGAUUUUUGCCGGCAAACAGCUGGAAGAUGGGCGCACACUGUCCGACUACAACAUCCAGAAGGAGUCCACCCUCCACCUGGUGCUCCGUCUGAGAGGUGGUAUGCAGAUCUUUGUGAAGACCUUGACUGGUAAAACCAUCACCCUCGAGGUUGAGCCCAGCGACACCAUUGAGAACGUGAAGGCCAAGAUCCAGGACAAGGAAGGCAUUCCUCCUGACCAGCAGCGUCUGAUCUUCGCUGGAAAGCAGCUGGAAGAUGGGCGCACGCUGUCCGACUACAACAUCCAGAAGGAAUCUACCCUCCAUCUCGUCCUGCGUCUUCGUGGGGGCAAUUAAUAUGCUCAUGAUGUUUACUAUAUAGGUCUUGAAAGUUAUCAGACCAAUUCCAGUAUCAUUUGUUUCAUCUUAAUCCUUCAAUAAAGUUCUGGCAUUCCUGAA
Molecule: messenger RNA, 1367 nt
Organism: Carassius gibelio (silver crucian carp)
Lineage: Eukaryota; Metazoa; Chordata; Actinopteri; Cypriniformes; Cyprinidae
Product: polyubiquitin-B
Exons: 2
Coding region: 120-1265 (381 amino acids)
Biological process (GO): protein ubiquitination; modification-dependent protein catabolic process
Cellular component (GO): nucleus; cytoplasm
Molecular function (GO): protein tag activity; ubiquitin protein ligase binding
Source: RefSeq, a predicted model, not a curated record